AACUGGAAACAAAAAGGAUAUUGCUGGAGAUCUUCAAGGAGCGGCAGCGAAAGAGUGCUGAAGCUGGUUCCAUCCCAAGUUUUUACAAGAAGAAACCUGAAGAAGGAUCCAUUAGCUCUAGAGUUCAGAGGUUGGCCAAGUACAGGUUUCUAAAGAAACAAUCAGAACUUCUGUUGAAUGCUGAUGAUCUUGAUGCAAUGUGGGUUUGUCUAAGAGAAAAUUGUGUUAUUGAUGAUGCCACUGGUGCUGAAAAGAUGAAUUACGAAGAUUUCUGCCAUAUUGCCACAGUCUGCACGGAGCAGAUUGGUCAGAAAUGCAAACGUUUCUUCAGCCCUUCAAACUUCAUGAAGUUUGAGAAGGAUGAUUCUGGGAGGAUUGCCAUCCUACCGUUUUAUCUUUAUGUUAUGCGGACGGUUUCUCUUACUCAAGCAAGAAUUGAUAUGAGUGAACUGGAUGAAGAUUCUGAUGGUUUCCUUCAGCCUCAUGAAAUGGAAGCAUAUAUAAGAGGACUCAUCCCCAAUUUGGCACAAUUGCGUGACAUGCCCACCCAAUUUGUUCAAAUGUACUGCCGCAUAGCUGCACGCAAGUUCUUUUUCUUCUGUGAUCCACACAGACGAGGGAAAGCAUGUAUAAAGAAAGUAUUGCUGAGUAAUUGUCUGCAGGAGCUAAUGGAACUACAUCAGGAGAGCGAGGAAGAGGUAACUGACACUGAACAGGCAGAAAAUUGGUUUUCCUUAACUUCAGCCCAGCGCAUAUGUGAUAUGUUUCUUGCUCUGGAUAAGGAUCAAAAUGGUACACUGAGCAAACAAGAGCUCAAGGAAUAUGCAGAUGGCACAUUGACUGAGAUUUUCAUUGAAAGAGUUUUUGAUGAGCAUGUCCGCCGGAGCAAAGUUGGAGGUGGAAACAGUCGGGAGAUGGACUUCGAAAGCUUUCUUGAUUUUGUUUUGGCUCUAGAAAACAAAGAUACUGCUGAAGGCUUGACAUAUUUAUUUAGAUGCCUUGAUCUUAAUGGAAGGGGGUUCCUUACAACUGCAGAUAUCCACACUCUGUUUAGAGAUGUACACCAGAAAUGGAUCGAGGGCGGGAACUAUGAACUUUGCAUUGAGGACGUGAGGGAUGAAAUCUGGGACAUGGUGAAGCCGGCAGAUCCUCUCAGGAUCUCGCUAUCAGAUCUGCUUUCUUGCAAACAAGGUGGUACUAUCGCCAGCAUGCUUAUAGAUGUGCGCGGCUUCUGGGCCCAUGACAACAGGGAGAAUCUUCUCCAGGAAGAGGAAGAGCAAGUGGAAGAGGCAUGAGUUUCUCACCAGAUGCCAAGUAAUCCUAUCUGCUGCCUCGCAGUCCCGAAGUUCUCACAACUGCGCUGUAUCAGUUACUGUAAGUCUGUAACCUUGAUAGUGUACUGGAUCAAUAUGCUACCAGUUCCCCGUAACUUGUAAGUGUUCUGUAGUGGUUUUUGGAACGUGUUGAGGCUAGUCUGUUUGGCCGUAUGGACAUGUACCUGGAGGGCCUGAUUGUAUGUACAUCCAAGCGGACAAUUUUUAUUUCGCGUUGCGCAUGUAAGCCUAUAUAACUAUAUAAGUAAUACGCUGUAUUAUGUUCGUGCAACUUUUGGUUGUUA
Molecule: messenger RNA, 1618 nt
Organism: Setaria italica (foxtail millet)
Lineage: Eukaryota; Viridiplantae; Streptophyta; Magnoliopsida; Poales; Poaceae
Product: probable serine/threonine-protein phosphatase 2A regulatory subunit B'' subunit TON2
Biological process (GO): microtubule cytoskeleton organization; cortical cytoskeleton organization; regulation of dephosphorylation
Cellular component (GO): centrosome; spindle
Molecular function (GO): calcium ion binding
Source: RefSeq, a predicted model, not a curated record